Molecule: messenger RNA, 13587 nt
Organism: Diabrotica virgifera virgifera (western corn rootworm)
Lineage: Eukaryota; Metazoa; Arthropoda; Insecta; Coleoptera; Chrysomelidae
Product: prominin-like protein
Exons: 19
Coding region: 422-3289 (955 amino acids)
Cellular component (GO): membrane
Source: RefSeq, a predicted model, not a curated record
UUCUGUCAUUUCAGUUAAGUUUUGUUGAGAGUAGACGUAGGGUGUUGUACGGUAUCGCUGCUCGUCUUCAAAACAAACAAAACUUCACUCCAAAUAAAAAACUUCUGUUAAAGACUACUUUUCUGAUGAACUGAUUGUUAUAUUAGUGAAUUGUGCAUUAGUGUUGUUUCUUGUACAGGAUUAUUUUGGAAACUGGUUCUACUCCUAACAGAACCUGAUCUCUGGCAAUCAUCUGCUUCGAGAUACCAGUCCUGAGAUUAACUGUCCGCCAUCGGAACUACUUUUUCUCGAGGCCUCGAUUUUGGCGCCCUGUACAAUAUUAGCGUGCUUCCAACUGCUCCAACCCAUCGACUGAUCAACCACUCCAAAACAAAAUGACCCACUUGUGAACCAGAUACCUUUCAAUUUCCAAAAAUCAAAAAUGGUUCGUUCCAAAAUGAAACCUCUAGCACCGAACACAAGCAGAUUGUCCACCAACAUCGUCAGUUUUUCUCUGACGAUCCUGGUGCUCUGUUUGGCCAUCGGUUUGUCCAGCGGCGGAGGGGGAUUCUCCAAUAGCUUGGAUACGAUCAAAAGCAACAUGAAGGUUGUUCUGGAUGACCUUAAGAGCGUUCUGCCGAACUAUACAGAUUUUAUAGAUACUCAUAAGUAUCUAUCAGGAGGUACCAAGUUCAACCCCAAAGGCAUGAGUGGUUUGUAUAAUUUAACCACGCAGUUCAUGAACUGGAUUUUGCCGCAGGAUGUGCUGAUGAAAGAACUGAUCGUAUGGAAACAAGUCGGCGUGUACUACUACCCACGACUGAACGAUGGAGUCACCAUAGGCGAGAUGCUCAAAUACUACUGGCCUCUACUGCUGGUUCUACUCAUCCUGGUACUGAUCACCGUGCUCGUUCCGCUGGUGGGUCUAUUCUUCUGUUGCUGUAGAUGCUGUGGUCAUUGCGGUGCUAGGACUCAGCCGUGUGAUAAAAGGAGAGAUCUGUGCAAGAAAGUUUGUCAGGGGACUAUGCUAAUUGUGCUGGGAACAGGACUUUUGUUCUGUGUUGUAUGUGCCUUCGCAAGCAAUCAACAGAUCCAGGAAGGGGUUGACGAGCUUCCAGGUAGCCUAAAGAAUGCAUACAAAGAUUCUUAUUCUUAUCUCGAAGGUACCAAGGAUCAUGCAACAAAUCUGCUCAAUAAUAACUACAAGGAGUUUGCGAACGUGUUCAAAGAAACUGUGGAAAAAUCUGGAGUCCACGUGAUGCAGCAACUGAACAUAUGGAGUAAUGCAACCGCCAUGAUGGACUUAUAUAAUUUUGUGGAAGCCAUACCAAACAUUACAGUACAAUUGGGGCAGUUGAAAGGUUAUACAAAUAACCUUAGAGCUAUGGCGUCACAGCUAAACGAUGCUAUGAGAAAAGUGAAACGAGACUUGCUCACGUUGCUGAAUAACUGUAGUUUGGAAGCUUGUGUGCAGAUCCAAAAGCAGAUUUCGAAUUUGCAAACCAAUAUAGAUUUCAAUAGGCUUCCCGAUGUGGCACCGGCUAUUGAUAUUCUCGGAAAACUAAAUUUAAACUUGUUGAAAACUGCUGCAGAAGAGGGAAAAAGUAAACUGGACAAUAUAGAACGGCACAUCACUAGCAGUUUGAACCAAACGCUUAAACAGGCGCUCAAAAAGGUCGAAGAAGCAGGUAGAACUGUCCAAGCCAAUCUAAAUAAAGUCCUCAACACUAUAUCGGACCUACAGAACCAGAUAAACAGUGUGAAUGGUACCUUGGAAGAUGGAUACACGUACCUAGCGUACUAUUCACCGUAUCGGUACUACGCUGGUCUAGGCAUCAGUUGCGGUCUGCUUUUGAUAGCCAUUUGUAUAGUAUUGGGUUUGAUAUGCGGUAUAUGCGGUAAACGACCAGAUGGGUACAGUGAUAAUUGCUGUAACAAAGGUGCUGGAGGACAGUUUUUGAUAUGCGGAGUUAUGUUGAUGUUUUUAUUCUCCCUCGUCAUCGGCGUGGUCACCUUAGCAACUUUGGCUCUGGGAAUGGCAAGUGACAGAGGCAUCUGCUACCCGCUACGCCACCCUGAAAGAUCUACCGUCUUAAACGUAGUCGACGAUUACAUAGUAAAAAGCAUAAAACUAAACAAAGUGGACAUUGAUGUUAAACUCAGCACUGUCCUCAAUCUCUGCUAUAGGAACGACAGCAUCUACAAAGUGUUCAAUCUGGCGAAAAAGUUCAACGUGGAUGACAUCAGAAAACAGUUCGACGUCGAGUCAGUGUUGGACGGUAUCAAGCAUCAAUUGGAUAGAAUCGUGGAUCCUCAUUUUACAAUUUUGAACAACACCAACUUAAAUAUAUUGAGGAACUUGUCCAGUUUUGAUCCGGGGAUUAAUUUUGACCAUUUUCAAGAUGAGCUGAAAGAGAAUUUCACCAAUAUGAGUCUGAAAAAAUUAUCUGAAGUUCUCCAAAAGUUAGUAGACCAGAUGGAAGGUAAUAUUCCAUUGGCGAGCAUACAGAGUGGUUUGAAACUUAGUAUUCUUCACGUCACAACAUACGACGAGAAAAUUCUUGGACCGAUGAGGACUAAGGCUAAGGAAGUCAUGGAUAUAGCUUUGCACCUCGAUUCAAGUUUGAAGAUGAAUUCAACCAGUUUUAAAGAAGCCAUAGAUAAACUGAUAAAUGAAAUAGAAGAUGCUCAGAGGAAGCUGCGAGAGGAUGGAUCAAAGAUGUUGAUUGAUGCUGCGAUGUCUUUCGGAAAUAUAGUUAAGGAUCAAGUACAUAGUUUCAUCGAGAGAGUAGUUGAUGUGACGAAGAAUAAGAUUGGACAAUGUGGGCCUUUGAACGUGGCUAUAAAUUCCACUUUGGUGUCAACUUGUGAUAAAAUUUUGCAACCAUGGAACGGUUUUUGGGUAUCAUUGUUCGCAAGUUUGUUGCUCUUCAUACCGACUAUCAUCGUCUCAGUGAAGCUGUCGUCACUAUAUCAGAAGUAUAAGCAGUAUGGGCAAUAUGUUGAAACCGAAUACUUAUACGACGCCUAUGCUGACCGUGGGGACAGCGUUCCCUUGAACAGUCGGGGAAGUAAGCGUGGAAAGAAGAAGAAGAAGAAAGGAAAGAGGCCCGAGGAUCGCCAUCAGAUGGGAGAAGUGGUUACUAGGGAAUAUGCAGCCGGAUCUCAACCCCCUGAUAACAGAUACGCUGAUAUGGCCCCCAAGCACUGGGAAGAAUUUCCAAAUGGAGGACCGCCUCAGUACCAAAGAGCUCCAACUGAAUAUGAGAGACCCCCUCCAUACUACUAUCCCGGUUCUGGUGAGCAUUAAACAAUGUAAGAAGCGAGGCAAUUUAACAGACUGAUUUGAACUGAACCUAUUGCAUCACAUUUUCAAGAAAAAACGACAGAUUCUCCUUAUUAGUUUUAGUUUUUUUUUUAAUUUGUCAGUGUUUUUAAUAUGUAAAGUAAUAGCGUUGUUGUGUAAAAAAUUGAUACAAGAUUGAAUAUUACUUAGAUGUUCCAGUUGGUUCUUUUUAACUUUUUUUCUCGAAUGUUUUAUAAAUAAUGAUUAAUUUUCUCAGUGAAUAGUGAAAUAACAUUUUUUUUAUGACAGUGAUCAUAUUAAAGUUUUUAUCUAAAAAAUAUGCGAACGUAUCUAGUAUGUAGUAUGUAGUAGUAAUUUUAAAGUACCUAAUUGAAAUACAAUUAAAUUUUAAUAAAAAUUGUUUGUCUUGGUAAAAGGUAUAUUAGUUUAAAAAGCCACUAUAGGGCUACAAACAUAGAAACAAAACGUUUUCGCUCUGUAACAAGGGCAUCAUCAGUGUUACAAGCACAUGGUGAGCCACCCAAAAAUACAAAGGUUGAAACCUUUUACAAAUAGACUAAAAGUCUUAUAUAAAUAUAAACAUCCUAAAAUCCAAAAGUUGUUUAUAUUUAUAUAAGACUUUUAGUCUAUUUGUAAAAGGUUUCAACCUUUGUAUUUUUGGGUGGCUCACUGUGCGUGUAACACUGAUGAUGCUCUUGUUACAGAGCGAAAACGUUUUGUUUCUAUGUUUGUAGCCCUAUAAGGGCUUUUUAAACUAAUAUACCUUUUACCAGGACAAUUUUUUUUUUAUUAAAUUUUACUUGUAAUUAAUGGUAUACAGCCACCUACAGGAAUUUCUUCCUUGUGGAUUUUUAAUCGAAUUACAUAUUUUGAGGUUAUGUUCAUACGCUUUGAAGCAUAGAUAUAUAAUACUCUAGAUUGCGCCCUGGGAUCUUAAAAUGGGUGACGGUUGCGACAGAGAUAAAUGAGCCUAUUUGGUCGGUAGUCUCUUUUUAAUUUAAGGGGAAUAUCGACGACGUGAAUAUCCCACUUUAUCGAGUAAUAUGUGUUGACAGUUGGAGCGGGUGGUGACGGGAAAUGGUCUUUGGUCUUCGGACGUGGAUAAUCGUGGUUCGAAUCCCAUAACAACUUUACUUUUUUUAUUUUUAUUUAAUCAAUAUUGCGUUUAUUAGAUAUUUUUACAUCUGAAAAAUGGACCUAAGUAAAUCUAGCAGAUAAUAAAUGUAUGUAUAGUAAGUUAAUAUUGGAAUAUAUAAUUUGUGAACUGCAUAGUAAAAUAAAAGUCAUUCGUUAUUAAUAUAAAUUCGUCCUUAUUCGAAUGAUGUGAGUGUUUGUUCUGCUUCUACUUUUUUAAAAAAUUGUAACAAUAGUUUCAUAAAUAAAAAUAAUGUCUAAUUACUUAUAAUUGAAUCGGUCAUUUCAAAAACAGCAAAGUCCACAAUUUUCAGAAACUAACUUUUUGAGAGGAAUAGACUCCUUUAAGAUAAACGUUGUGUGCAAAAACAACACCAGUCCAGUAAAAACAUUAUGAACAAAACUACAAUAUAACUCUGAAUUUUGAUGUCAUCCAUUUCAUCCAUCUUUCGACUAAUAUAGUUAGUUUUCUUUGCUCUUCUGUAAAAUUAGGAAUAUGUGACUCAUGUUGUUUUUGAAAUGACCGAUUCAAUUAAUAAAUCGAUGGUACAUUAUGUUGAUAUUAAUUAUUGGUAAUUUUUUACGAAUAUUUUUAACAAUUACUUUACACUAUUCUACAAUUAACUUAUUAAAAAAAUAACAUUGGCUUUUAUAUUUUUAAAAAUAUAUAGGUACCUACACAGUUUUUCUUAUUUGUUAUAUAUUUCUUUGCAUAUAUUUACUUUAGAGAUGUAAUAAUAUCUAAUAAACGCAAUAUUGAUUAAAUAAAAAAUAAAAAAGUAAAGAUUGGUAUGGGAUUCGAACCAGGAUUAUCCACGUCCGAAGACAAACGACCAGUUCUCGUCGCCAUCCGCUCGAACUGUCAAACCAUCUAAAAUACUCGACGACAGAGUAGGAUAGUGACGUCGUCGAUACUCCCCUUCAAUUAGAAAGAGACUACCGACCAAAUAGGCUCAUUUAUCUCUGUCGCAACCGUCACCCAUUUUAAGAUCGCAGGGCGCAAUCUAGAGUAUUAUAUAUCUAUGCUUUGAAGAAAUUAUUUCUACAAAAACUAAAUAAAACUAUUAAAAGUCUAACAAAAACAAAAACUCCAUUUAAAACAUUUCAGGUCAAUUGAAAAAAUUUAGACACAGAAAAUAUUUUUGGGUAAAUGUUUUUAUAUGAUCACUUUCAUGUAUAAGUUGAAGCUUCGUCAACAAAAGGAAGAUAAACCAUAAAAUAAACCACCUUUGGGCUUUUAUGUGUUUUAGUGGUUUGAAAGAAAAUAUUUGAACAUUCAUAGCGCUAUUGAAAGGCUCAAAACUUUGAAAAUUCUCGUGAUGUAAAGAAACUUGAAUAGCAUUCUCAUUUUUGCCAAAAAGGGGUAAAAAUCGAAAAAUGCUAGAAGAAUAAUCAAAUUAGGUUAUUAUGAAUAUGGUUAUUGUGAUAUUUUUAGAAUUAUAGUAUGUUUAAUGUUUGUCACAUCCCACGAAACAGACACAGAAUGACAGAUGGCACUAAAAUUGUUCGAUAGUCACAUGGCGUCAAAUCAGGAACGUUUAAUGGCGUUUACUGACUGGCCCAAAACUGAUUUGUCUGCUUCAGUGUCUGUUUUUUUUGUGUGGUGUGUUGUUUUUAAUAAAUAUCUAUUCUAUUUCGAAGUUCACGAGGGAACUCUGCCUGAAUAGCCCAACGAUUGGAGCUCCAGUUCUGACACGAGUUUUCUUCAGACGAUGUCCGUUUGAAUAUAUCGACAUCUAGUCAAUGAACAAAUAAUGUUUUCUGUGCAAUGAACGUUUCAUAAAUGUUAUAUGCACUACUAGAGAGUUUUUUUUUGUUUGAAGGAAGGUGUUGUGGUGCUGAGGUAAAGAAUGUUUUUAAUUUGGUGCAAAAAAUGUUUAAAUGAUAAAAUACAUACCUACGUUCUACGUUAAAAGGAUGUAAGGUACACCGGGGUAAGUGAUGGUAUUGAAAAAUGAAGUUAUAGCCUCUAAAACAUUGCUAUCAUUAAGAAGCUUGUAUAUUUCACUUAGAAUUUCAUCAGGACAUUUCGGUUUGUUAUUUUUUGAUAUAGUCCAGGGCGCAUCUGUUUUGAGAUGGACGUUGAGGGGUGACUCAUAUUUUUUGCAGAAAUUGCUUGGAAUUAACUCAUAUAAUAAUAAUUGAGUUAUCCUCCCACUCAAAAAGGUCCAUUGGUCCAUCCAAAGGACCAUUGUUUAAAUAAUCAAAAUUUAAAAAAAUUAAGGAAAAAUUCGAUUUUUUUCUUGGUUUUUUGAUUAUAACUUUAAAAGUAUUUACUUCCUAGAAAAGUUGCACUAACAUAAAAGUUGCAUAAUUAAAUUUCCUACAAUAUAGGAUUGGUUAAAAAUUUUAAAAAUUGUCACCCUUGUUGCAAAAUAGUAAUAAUUGCCGAAAGAAAACCAUAAAAAAACAAGUAUUCGCAUUUUACGGUUUUCAACCAUUUAUUCUUUCGGUUUCUUACGGUUUUCAACCAUUCUUAGAACCUUGAUAUUUUACACAGAAAAACUUUAUGAUAUAAUAAAACAAUACUGUAAAUUUAAUUAAUAUCGUUUCGAUAGAUUUUGCAAAAUAAAUUUUGCAAAUCCAGCUUUCGCAAAAAAAAUUCAUUUUUUCAAAAUGUUGCAGGACUGGAAAUAAAACAGAUAGCAAGUUGAAUUUUUUUACAUAUAGAAGAAUACUGUACCUUUCAUUUGCAAUUUGCAAAAUUAAAAUCGGUUAAUGGACAACCUAAGUCUGACGUCACAAAUGUCACAAAAUUGGGAGGAGCUUAUAUUGGCUCCCAAACAAUUUUGUUUGUAACCUUAAAUGUUCAUAAGGAUUUUUUCAUUUAUGUGCUUUGUGUGGCAAAAUAAGACUUCAUUUAGGUAUUUCGUUAAAGAAACGUGUUAAUUAAGAGAUUUUUAUUCGUUUUUGCUCAGGUGGUUUUUAUUCCUUAGUGAUUGAAAAUAAAUAUAACCUCAAAACUGUUUACAUUCUAAUCAUUGCAUUAAAUUAACUCACCUGGGCAAAAACGAAUAAAAAUCUCUUAAUUGGCACGUUUCUUUAACUAAAUACCUAAAUGAAAAGUCUUAUUUUGUCACACAAACCACGUAAACAAUAAAUUAAAAAUUCCUUAUGAGUGUUUAACAUUAUAAACAGAAUUGUUUGGAGCCAAAUAUAAGCUCCUCCCAAUUUUGUGACGUCAAGACUUAGGCUGUCCAUUACCACAGCGUCAGGAAUUUUUUUCAAAUAAACAUUAAUUUUUGGUGCUACGCGAAGGACAGCGGUGUUCGAUUCACACAAGUUGAUUUCCACCAAAAUUUCUUCCAAUCCCCAUCUAAUAUAUUAUUUUUUUACUCUAUAUUUUGUUGUAUUUUAAUAUUUUAAUUCCACAAAAAUCUAAUUAAUUUGAUUAUUGCUUGUGAAAUAUUGUUUAAACAAUUGCAUAUGUUUAAAAAUAAUAAACUUUUAUUUUCUAAAUUAUAUGAUUUGAACAAAGAAAGUUUUGCUAAAAAAAGUAUUAUUUCAAAGGAUAGAGUAUGUGUUUUUAUUUUGCAAUAAACAAAUUUAUUUAUUUAUAUCGAAAUGUAGUAAAAAUUAAAAUUUAUCAAUCAUUAUCAAAGGUCAUUGGAAUCCCAAUCCGAGCAAUCGUAUCCGCUGUCCUGCGCGUAGCACCAAAAAUUAAUGUUUAUUUAAAGAAAUUCCUGACGUCGUGGUAGUUAACCGAUUUUAAUUUUGCCAAUUCCAAAUGGAAGGUACAGUACUCUUCUAUAUGUCAAAAAAAUUUCAACGCGCUAUCUGCUUCAUUUUCAGUCCUGCAACAUUUGAAAAAAAUGAAUUUUUUUUGCGAAAGAUGGAUUGCAAAAUUUAUUUUGCAAAAUCUAUUGAACCGAUCUUAAUGAAAUUUAGAGUAUUGUUUUAUUGUAUCAUAAAGUUUUUCUGGUUAAAAUAUGAAGAUCCUAAAGUUGGAUUUAUAGUUUGACGUAGCGUAGACGUAGACGCAACGGAGACGUAAGAAACGGACUGGAAACGUAAGAAAAUAUUAUGUCAAUUUAUAGUUCGACGUAGCGGAAUUUUUGCGCAUGAGUAGAAAGAGUAAACAAUGACUUAAUUCUAAUUCAACAACAUAGCCUAUAAAUUAUGCGAACAGUAAUAAACAAACUUUGUGUUUAUUUAUUUAUACUUAUACUACUAUUUAUUAUAAUAUUUAUCUGUUUUGUGUGUUACAUGGAUUAGGAAAUAAACGAAGAUAUGCUCCUUGGUGCCGCAUGCCGUGGGAUUUCCAAAUAUUUUGUUUCAUUUCUGGUCUUUAAAAUGUUUAUUGGAUUUACCUAUCGUAUAAUAUGUGUAUAUAACCCCGAAUUAGGCUAAUAAACAACUCAUAUUUAUCUGAAAUAUUGAAAUGACUCUAUGAUAUAUUUUUAUUAAAUUAAUAACUUAACAUCCAUUGUAUUCAAAUAAUUAACAAAAUUUGAAUAUGUUGAUAAACAACUUUAUCUUUACAAAAUUGAUGAGGGAGUGUCCACUUUGGGUGACAGAACAAAAUUCUUAAUUUUGAUUGGCCAGACGUAAGAAACGCACUGUAAAAGAUGAAAGUUGGUCAUCUCUUCCGUUACGUUACGUUUCUCUUAUGUUCCGUCAGACGCUUGCGUUCAUUUAUAAACACGAGUACACAAAAUUCAGUGUUGAUCUUUUCCACUGCGUCUCCGUUACGUCUACGUCUACGCUACGUCAAACUAUAAAUCCGACUUAAGUGUAGCAUAAAUGGAUGAAAAACGUAAAAUGCAAAUACUUGUUUUUUAUGUUUUUUUCGCAAUUAUCGCCAUUUUGCAACAAGGGUGACAAUUUUUAAAAAAUUUAACCAAUCCUAUAUUGUAGGAAAUUUAGUUUCGCAACUUUUAUGUCGAUGCAACUUUUCUCGGAAGUGAAUACUUUUAAAGUUAUAAUCAAAAAACGAAGAAAAAAAUCGAAUUUCUCCUUAAUUUUUUGACAUUUUGAUUAUUUAAACAAUGUUCCGGACCAUUUUGAGUGAAAUGAUAACUCAAAUAUUAUUAUAUGAGUUAUUUUCAUGCAAUUUCUGCAAAAAAUAUGAGUCACCUCUCAACGUCCAAAUGUGCCUACUAAUAUUUUUACAGAUGCACCCUGUAAAUCCCCUAAAUCUAUUGACCUGAGCUUAAAUAUAUGUCCCGUUUAUUGUGAAAGGUAGAGUAACAUUCUGGUUUUUCAGAUUGACAUCAAUUUAGUUUUCUUAAUGUUUAUUUUCAUAUCGAAUUUCUCACAGACCGAGUUGGCCCUGUCUAUGAGUCGUCGUAGACUCGAGUCGGAAUCUACAAUCAACACCUUACCAUCGACCAAUCCGAUGCUGCUGAUAUUUACGCCAUUCCCCUUGACUGCAUCAUUGGAAUCCUCCAGGGUCUCUUUAAACAGAAACUCGGAAUAAAGAUUAAAUAGCAAGGGGGACAAAACACAUCCUUGUCUAACUCCCCUCCUAAGUUCUACUCCUGCGGACGUGGAAUCGUCAAUCCUAAAUCUGGCGUUUUGGUUCAAGUACAAGUUUUUGGCAAUUUGAUGUCUUUCCCAUUUAAACCGACUUCUUGCAACCCCGGUAUACCUUAAUUCAAAUGGAAACACAAGUUUUUUAGUAGAUUUUAUGUAAUAUAUUUUUUUACUUUAAUGUUGCCAAUAGUAAACAUUAGUGGCAGGUCCACGUUUGUCUUGCUUUUUAUAAAGAACAUUCUUUGCCAUAGACCACCUGGUAGUUGUAAAUACAGCAUUUUUUAAGAAUUUGUGUUUUUUCGUAAACAAUGAUAUAGUAAAUAUAGUUUAUAGGACUUCAGAAUGCUCAUUUGUUUAGUCAUUGGAUAUUUGAUGUUUUCCAAAAAUUGUUUUUUAGUAAAGAGAAAGUUAGUCGAAAUAUUUUCGUAUGAACUGAACUAUUAAAAAAAUUUCCCGUUAUUAGGUUUUGAAUUAACAAAAUUGUUUUUUAAAAAUUGCGUAUUUAAGAGAAAUUUACACUUUUAGUGAUUUUGUAAUAUAGUUUUAGAGAGAUCGAGUCGAUUACUCGGCUUUACCAGAUGUUUUUGUCUUCAAACACUAUAAAUUGUUCUUUUUUGAGCGAAGUACACUACAAUAUCUUAACAUGUAUUCUAUUGACUGCACUAUAAUGAACCAUUUAAUAGUCCAAUCAAUAGUAGACCAGGAGGGAUCUGUUUUUAGGUGGAUGUGAGAGGUGGCAUUCGGAUUUUUGCAAAUAAAGUUAGGUGAUAACUUCGUUAAUAAUAAUUGACUUAUGCUCCUUCUCAAAUAUGUCUGGAACAUUAAUAAAAAAAAUAAAAUAUUUAAAAAUUUCAAAAAAUUUCCUUUUUUUUUCUACUUUAUUUGCUUAUAACUUUAAAACGAUUCAUUUUGGAACAAAGUCGUAUAGGAAUAAAACAAGGAUAAUUAAAUUUUCUAUCAGAUACGAUUGGUUAAAAAUGUCUUAAUUUAACACCCUUGCUGAAAAAUAGCAAUAAAUAUAAAAUAAGGGGGCAAAGCAAGCCUGUCCUUAUUCAAUGUUUUUCAUCACUUAGGUUACAAUUGGAACCUUCCUAAUUCGCUUAGAAAAUUUUUGUAAUGUGCUAAAACCGGCCACCAAAUUUCAUUAAAAUUGACUUACUAGAUUUUGCAUAAUAAUUUUGCAAUCUAAACUUUUUUUUUAAAUUAAAAUUUUUUAAAAUCUUGCACAACAAAAACUAGAACAUACAAAGAUUUGUCAAUUUUUUUACAUAUAAAGAAGCACUCCAUCUAUCUAAUGCACUUUACAGAAUUGAAAUCGGAUUAUUUAAGCAGCCUCAGCAAUGUUUUAAAGUUAUAAACAAUUUUUUGGCUUAUAAACAAAUUAGUGCUGUGUCCAGGAGGGGGUGCUACGGGCUCCUUUAUUUAGAUUGGAACAGUUGAUCCGGAUGACGAUAAGAUUGUUAUAAACAAAGAGCUUGAGGAAUUACAUAACAUCGAUUUUUCGCAAAAUAAAACAUUUUUUUGUAUUUCUUGGGUAAUUCUAAGCAAAAAAUGUUCUUACAAGUUUUUUCCUAGAAUGCAUAGUUAUCGAGAUAAACGCGGUGAAACAUUCAAUAAAUCGAAAAAUUGCAAUUUUUGAACGAGAAUAACUUUUGAUUAAAAAAUGAAAUAGCAAUUCUGCUAACAGCAUUUGUAAGUUAAAGUCAAAUUAUACCGGUUUUAAUUAUUUGCAUUGCUAAAAAUAAUUUUUUUUAUUAUUAAACAAAGCUAUUUGUUUAUAAACCAAAAAAUUUGAUUUUAAUUAUGUAAAGUGUAUUAGAUAGGUAGAGCACCUCUUUAUAUGUAAAAAAAUUAGCCAACUUCUAAAUGGUCUACUUUUUGUUCAGAAAGAUUUUAAAAGAUUUGAACUUUUUUAAUAACAUUUACAUUGCAAAUUUAGUAUGCAAAAUCUAUUAGGUCGAUUUUAAUGAAAUUUGGUAGACCAUUUAAGUAAGUUAUAAGAAUUUUCUAAGCGAAUUACUAAGGUUCUAAGUGCCACCAAAGUGGUUAAGAAACAUUGAAUAACAACAGGCGUAUUUUGCCCCCUUAUUUUGUAUUUAUUGCUAUAUUGCAGAAAAGGUAAUACCUUAAGACAUUUUUGACCAGUCGUAUAUCAUACAAAAUUCAAUUAUCUUUAUUUUAUUUCUCUACGACUUUGUUCCAAAACGAACCGUUUUAAAGUUAUAAGCAAAGAAAGCAGAAACAAAUCGAUGUUUUUCGAAAUUUUUAAAUAUUUUAAUUUUUUUAUUAAUGUUCCGGGCAUAUUUGAGAAGGAGCAUAAGUCAAUUAUUAUUACUGAAGGUUUCACCUAACUUUAUCUAUAAAAAUCCGAAUGCCACCUCUCACAUCCAAAAAUACACGUUUUUUACAGAUUAGUCCUGGUCUAUAGAUAUUUAUUUAACCCUUAACUACUGACGUGGAUGUUUCAGGACGUAGACACUGACAUGCGGUAUGUCAUACCGUUGACUAUUCUCUUUUGUUUUCAAUAUGAAUUUAUCUUAUAUCAGUGUAUUUUUUUAAUUAAUUACGGAAUGAUUCUUCACACUGAUCUAGAAUAAUAUGCUGCUCCAAAUAAAAAAAAAAUAAUAAAAAUAAAAAAAAAUAAUAAAUAGGCAGGGUUGUUAAUAUUCGCUUCAGAGUUGUGACUGCAUAGCUUCACUGAAGAUGCAUGGAUGCUGAAAUAGCUAUAUGGAGAUGGUGGUUCAACUCUGAAUCGAAUAAGAACAAAAACUGCCUUUAUUAUUUUUCAUCUUUACUCAGAAUUGAGUAUUUAGAAACUGUCUUUCGGUUCUUUUCCUUGACGGAGAGAAGGUAAAUGGGUGGCCAAAGUGUUCUAUUUGCUUUGUCCUAUUUUCGUCGUCUCUUGUGUUUAUAUAUUGUAAAAACCAGAGAUACAGGACGCAGCCAGAAAGCAGUUUAUUAACGAAAAGUCUUAGAUUUAAAAUAUUGUUUAUUAUAUUUUUAUUUCAAUUAUUCUAAUUGUUUAAAAAGUAGUAUACUUUGUAUCUAGGGCUUUUCGUUGUUUUCCUCGUUUUGCGAGAGAUGUCGCUAGAUUGCGUCUCAAAAGGUGGAAUCAUUGUAUCGCGAUGGUUUCGCUUAAAUAGGCAGGAUUGUUAAUAUUCGCUUCAGAGUUAGCUGCAUAACUUCACUGAAGAUGCAUGGGAUGCUGAAAUAGCUAUAUGGAGAUGGUGGUCCAACUCUGAAUCGAAUAAAAACAAAAACUGCCUUUAGAGCAGGUACAAGUACACACCACUUGAAUGUACACAGAUGGUGUUCUAGGAAUCUUUUAUAAAACACGUUUUACAACAAAAUCUAUUUUCGGUGCGGUAUAGUAUACCGCCCUUCAGUGAUUAAGGGUUAAGAUCGUGGUGGUAAUUCUGAUGAUUGAUCUCCAUAAUUGUUUGAGGAGGAAAGUAUCGAAUGGGCACAAACAAAAGUAAGGUAUCCAUUGAUGUAUUCCAAUUCCAAAUAUCUUAUUCCGAUUAUAGAUGUAUAAAAAUUUAUGUGUUCAUUUAUAUUUGUGCUCAAUUUUUAUAUUAUAUAAAUUGAAGCCAAAUUUUGCCAUAUAUUCUACUCUAUUUAAAGGUAUUUAUGACUCAUAGGGUUAAAUAAUUAUAAAUUCCAAUGUUUCUAAUAAAAUUUUAAACAAUUGU